AUGGCGGCGGCGGCGGCGGCGGCGGCGGGUGGGCUCGGCUGGCUCUUGGCCGCGCUCUGCCUGGGCAGCGCCGCCGGGGAGGCCACGCCGGGCCCGCAGGUGCUGCGCUUCUGCCUGGAGGAGGACGCGGCCGAGGGCGCGGGGCGGACGCGAGCGGGGGCGGCGGGGGCCGCGCCCGAGGCCACCUUCCGCCUGCGCCUCUUCGGCCCGGGCUUCGCCAACGGCUCCUGGUCCUGGGUGGCCCCCGAGGCGGCCGGCUGCGUCGAGGGCCGGCCGGGCGCGGCGUCCGAGCGCGGCGUCCGGGCGGGCGAGUGGCGCGCGCUGCUGCGCCUGCGCGCCGAGGCCGUGCGCCCGCACUCGUCGCUGCUGGCCGUGCGCGUGGAGCCGGGCGGCGCGGCGGCCGAGGAGGCGGUGCCGCCCUGGGCGCUGGGCCUGGGGGCGGCCGCGCUGCUGGCGCUGGCGGCGCUGGCGCGGGGCCUGCAGCUGAGCGCGCUGGCGCUGGCGCCGGCCGAGGUGCAGGUGCUGCGCGAGAGCGGCUCGGAGGCGGAGCGCGCGGCGGCGCGGCGCCUGGAGCCCGCGCGGCGCUGGGCCGGCUGCGUCCUGGGCGCGCUGCUGCUGCUGGCCAGCCUGGCGCAGGCGGCGCUGGCGGUGCUGCUGUACCGCGCGGCCGGCCAGCGCGCGGUGCCCGCCGUGCUGGGGAGCGCGGGGCUCGUGUUCCUGGUGGGCGAGGUGGUGCCGGCCGCCGUGAGCGGGCGCUGGGCGCUGGCGCUGGCGCCGCGCGCGCUGGGCCUCAGCCGCCUGGCGGUGCUGCUCACGCUGCCGGUGGCGCUGCCGGUGGGCCAGCUGCUGGAGCUGGCGGCGCGGCCCGGGCGGCUGCGCGAGCGCGUCCUGGAGCUGGCGCGCGGCGGCGGCGACCCGUACAGCGACCUCAGCAAGGGCGUGCUGCGCUGCCGGACGGUGGAGGACGUGCUCACGCCGCUCGAGGACUGCUUCAUGCUGGACGCCAGCGCCGUGCUGGACUUCGGAGUCCUGGCCAGCAUCAUGCAGAGCGGCCACACGCGCAUCCCGGUGUACGAGGAGGAGCGCUCCAACAUCGUGGACAUGCUCUACCUCAAGGACUUGGCCUUCGUGGACCCCGAAGACUGCACGCCGCUCAGCACCAUCACCCGGUUCUACAACCACCCACUCCACUUCGUAUUCAACGACACCAAGCUGGACGCCGUCCUGGAGGAGUUCAAGCGAGGGAAAUCCCACCUGGCCAUCGUGCAGAAGGUGAACAACGAGGGUGAGGGCGACCCCUUCUACGAGGUCCUGGGCCUGGUCACCCUGGAGGACGUCAUAGAGGAGAUCAUCAAGUCUGAGAUCCUGGACGAGUCUGAAGACUACCGGGACACCAAGGUGAGGAGGAAGCCUGCCUCCCUGAGUGCCCCCAUCAGGCGAAAAGAGGAAUUCUCCCUGUUCAAGGUGUCUGACGAUGAAUAUAAAGUGAAAAUCUCACCUCAGCUGCUCUUGGCCACCCAGCGCUUCCUUUCCCGAGAGGUGGAUGUAUUCAGCCCCCUGCGGAUCUCUGAGAAGGUCCUGCUGCACCUGCUGAAGCACCCCAGUGUCAACCAGGAAGUGCGGUUUGAUGCCAGCGACCGCCUGGCUGCAGACCACUACCUGUACCAGCGCAGCCAGCCGGUUGACUACUUCAUUCUCAUCCUUCAGGGCAGGGUUGAGGUAGAGAUCGGGAAGGAGGGCCUGAAGUUCGAGAACGGGGCCUUCACCUAUUACGGAGUAUCUGCCUUGACAGCCCCAUCCUCAGUUCACCAGUCCCCAGUGUCCUCGCUCCAGCUGUCCCGCCGUGACCCACAGCCCGAGCCAGCAGACGGCACCCGCUCAUCCACAUAUUGUCCGGACUACACCGUGAGGGCCCUCUCUGACCUGCAGUUCAUUAAGGUGACGCGACUGCAGUACCUCAAUGCACUCCUGGCUACCCGAGCCCAGAAUAUGCCUCAGUCCCCUGAGAAUGAGGACCUCCAGGUUGUCCCAGGCAGCCAGACCAGGCUCCUUAGUGACAGGACGGCCCCGGCAGCAGGGUCCCACCACAGCAGACCAGGCCUCCCAGCAGAGGAAAGCCCUGGGCGGAACCCAGGAGUUUAAUUUCUUGCCAAGCAGCCCCUGAUCUGGGGAUGGACGAGCAAGUGGGGAACUGGCGGGAGCCAAGGAAUAGUCCCUGCCAUACUGUCCCCGUCCCCUCAGGCCACGUUUUAGAUGGCCCUUGUAGACAGUCCUGGGCGCCCUCAGAAUCGAGCAUCUGUCCCAGGGGCCUUCAGCAGGCCCUGCUCUCCGCCAAGGAGGUGGGGACCACAAGGGCACAGCUCCCUCCAGGCCACUUCUGGAAGGAAUUAAAGGAAUUCAUCUCCAGCCCCCGAGGCCCAGUCUUCUCCCUCCGCCCCCCCCCCCCGCCCCAGGCUGUGACAGUGCGGUGUUUUUAUACCUCUUGGGGCCAAGCCACAUGCGAGUGCGUGACUGCUGCCUUACGUGGUCGGGACCUGUCCUCGCUUUGCUUUUAAUUUGCCAACCUUCUGCUGCUGGCAGCGCUUUUGGAGCAAACCGAGAGCACCAGUUUUGGCUGGGGGUUCAAAUCCACGGCCUUGUCCACAAUGCCGUGUUUCAAAACACGUUCCCCAGCCUGUCCAUGUGCCAAACCUGGAAGCACGACUGCCCACAAGUCUGCCCCGCAGCCCUGGCUCCCUCCUCUGGGGGUUGCCUUUUCUGACCCUUCCUGGAGCCGCUGAAGAGCAGGCUCCUCACACUGGGAACUGAGGGGCCUGCCCGGCGCGGCCUGCUGCGGGCCUGCGUCUCGGCUGUGUUGGCAGUUGCUGUGUUUCAAGAAGAGGUCGCACACGGGAGGAAGGGAUCUUACGUUGUGUCUAAUCCUUCCUUCAUUGUCUGGUCCCAGGUGAUGGUCAUCACCAGGGUUGGCUGCUGUGUCCUACACCUUCCUCAGAGGCCGGCCUCCGUGUGAGGAGGUGCUGGGCGGCUGAGACGCCAGAGAGCAGCAAGGGAGGGAAGGGUGUUUGUGAACCAGGCAGGCCCCCAUGACCUUUCUCAAAAAAAGCAAUCAAAGUGUUCGUAACAUCUCUGAAACAUUUCAAGUUCUUUGCUUUUUUUUUUUUUUUUGGCCCUGUUCCUAGCUGUGGGGUUUUAGAGAAGUGGGAACAAGAAGGCAUUUGUCUUUUUCUCGUUUACCUAUUAUUACCUUCCACAGUCCUUCAGCUGUGUAAACUGGAGCAUCACAGGGGCGUACGGUCAUAGGUCGGGAAGGGAGGGAAGAGGAUUUCUGGAACCUCUCUCAAAGGAAUCUGGGUCCAAAGAGAACGGUGGUGGUGUUUGCUUACUCCUUGUUGUUAAGGAGUACUCUAUAAGAGCGAACCCUGGGGGAACAGGUCCUUCAAACUCACUUCUCAGUAGUGUUCUCAGCUCGUCUGCAUGUUGGAGUCACUUGGCCAGUUAAAAUACUGAUGCUGGGUCCUGCCACUGGGGACUCUUGAUUUCAUCUGUCUGGACAUCAGGAUUUUUUGGGGGAAUAAUUUUAGAUUUACAGAAGAGUUCCCAUAGACCCUCCACUCAGCUUUCCCUCAUGUUAACAUCUUCCAUAACCACAGUGAAUUUAUCAAGACUAAAAAGUAAUGCUGAUACGAUACUAUUAAACUAUAGACCUCGUUUGGAUUUCACCAGUUUUUCCCAAUAAUGCCCUUUUUCUGUUGCAGGAUCCGAUCCAGGAUACCAAGUUGCAUUUAAAGUUAUUGUUUUAAAAUAACUACAUUCACAGGGAGUUACAGAGGCCCCACGUGUCUCUCAGUUACCCUCAGUGGGUACAUCUUACAUAAUUAGGGCGGUGCCGGCCCCUUGGGUGUGUAGUUCUGAGCCAGUUUGUCGCCUUGUAGGUUUCUGUGGCCACCACAGUAACUCCACUCUGCCCUCCCCUGGUCUGUGGUGACCACCUGUCUACUUGUGGUGGGUUAGCCAUCAAGAUGGAGAACUGUUCCACCCCACAGACUCUGACUCAGGCUGCUCUUUGUAGCCACACCCCUCGCUCCCCCACCAUCCCUAACCCCUAGCGACCACUGGUCUGUUUUCCGUCUACAAUUCUGUCAUCUCAAGGGUGUCAUACAAUAUGUAACUGGGAUUGGCAUUUUUCACUCACACAAUUUUCUGGAGAUUUCAUCUGGGUUCUGUGUGUCAACAGCUUGUUCUUUUUAUCGCUGAGUAGUUGUCCAUGGUGUGGAUGUACCAUAGUUUAACUGUUCACCUGCUGAAGGACAGCUGGGUUGUUGUAGGCUAUCCAAAUAAACCUGCUGUGAACAUUCAU
Loxodonta africana (African savanna elephant) is the source of this 4357-nucleotide messenger RNA. It is a transcript of the gene CNNM3, whose product is annotated as cyclin and CBS domain divalent metal cation transport mediator 3. The coding region runs from base 1 to 2142 and encodes 713 amino acids. The record is from RefSeq and is a predicted model, not a curated record. The transcript has 8 exons. NCBI's taxonomy places the organism in Eukaryota, Metazoa, Chordata, Mammalia, Proboscidea, Elephantidae. Gene Ontology annotation, molecular function: transmembrane transporter activity. Gene Ontology annotation, biological process: transport; magnesium ion homeostasis; intracellular manganese ion homeostasis. Gene Ontology annotation, cellular component: plasma membrane; cytoplasm.